Molecule: messenger RNA, 4985 nt
Organism: Labrus mixtus (cuckoo wrasse)
Lineage: Eukaryota; Metazoa; Chordata; Actinopteri; Labriformes; Labridae
Gene: adamts18
Product: ADAM metallopeptidase with thrombospondin type 1 motif, 18
Exons: 24
Coding region: 360-4127 (1255 amino acids)
Biological process (GO): proteolysis; extracellular matrix organization
Cellular component (GO): extracellular matrix
Molecular function (GO): metalloendopeptidase activity
Source: RefSeq, a predicted model, not a curated record
GCUGGCCGCUGACUUGUGCUCCAUCCUUACAGGGCUCGACACUCAGAGAGCCGGGCAGGGUGCUCAGUCAGCGCUCCUCCCGGUGAUCCCCGACACCACUACCUGCCGCUCCGCCUCACACACACACACACACACACACACACACACACACACACAUACACACAUACACUGAUGAGUGCGCUCUGCGUCCAUGCGCACCACCGGUUGCUGCAACCUGCCGACUUUACCUGAACCAGCGAAGCGGGGAUCACAACCUCCAAACAAUGCGUGCACGGUGCAUUAUGCGUUAUCGCAGGUUAUUAGGACUUUUGCGCUCUUUGCGGAGGUAACGGGGGAGGUGUAGCUUGCAUGCCGUCACUAUGGAUUGCCUUUUUCUUCUGAUAUGGACUUUACCCAUCCCACUGGUCGGCUGCACCUCUCUCAAACUCCUGUCCACACUCUUAUCCUGGAAUAUCAUCAAGACGCUGCACAUUUACUGCUCACACACCUCCCACACCGUCUCAGCCGGCUUUUCUUCUUCCAGCGACAGCCACGGAUUAAAUCACGACUACGUGUUUGUGACCCCAGUGGAGGUGGACGCGGGCGGACGAUACCUGACCCACGAUGUUAGCCGGCAAAGCCACCGCAGCAGGAGGUCUGCGUCUUCUUCUUCUUCCCUGCAUUACCGGCUCUCUGUCUUCGGACAGGACAUGCACCUGGACCUGCGUCCUUCAUCUGUGGUCGGCCCCGGAUUCACAGUGCAGACGCUCGGCUCGGAUGGCAUCGCCACGGUGAUGGAUGACAGUGACACAGGGUUUCAUAACUGCCUGUAUCAGGGAUUUAUCCGGAAUCUGUCGGCCUCGUCUGCAGCCAUAUCAACUUGUUCUGGACUGUCAGGCUUGAUCCGCAUGUCUCAGGAGGAGUAUUUGAUUGCACCGCUACCCCAACAUCUGGCGGACCAACACAACUACAGCGCUCCUGAAGGUCACCAUCCUCAUGUCGUCUACAAACGCUCGGCUGAACACAUUGUGCACAGAAGAUCCAGUAGUCCAUCUAGCACCAGUUCUUCAAACCCAGACGACGCCUACUUCCAACAGCAUCAUCAUCAUCACCAUGACUACCAGCACGGAAAGCUGCAGAGGCAACACUUUUGCGGACGCCGCAAGCAAUACGCUCCCAAGCCUCUCGCUGAGGAUCUGUUCGUCAUGCCCGAUGAGUUUAAGAUACCUGAGGCAGAAGGUCCAGGAAGGGCAAAGAGAUCGCCCAUCAACUCCAACAGGGUGGGGGGUCUGAAUGUGGAGACUCUGGUGGUAGCAGACAGGAAGAUGCUGGAGAAACACGGCAGGGACAACGUCACCACCUACGUCCUCACAGUCAUGAAUAUGGUUUCCAGCCUUUUCAAAGACGGCACCAUUGGGACGGACAUCAACAUUGUGGUGGUUAGCUUGUUACUGCUGGAACAGGACCCACUGGGCUUGACCAUCAAUCACCACGCAGACCAGUCCCUUAACAGUUUCUGUCAGUGGCAGUCUGGUCUGAUGGGAAAAGGUGGGAAACGGCAUGACCACGCUGUUCUCCUCACUGGACUGGACAUCUGUUCGUGGAAGAAUGAGCCCUGUGACACCCUGGGUUUCGCUCCCAUCAGUGGAAUGUGCAGUAAGUACAGGAGUUGUACCAUCAAUGAGGACACAGGACUGGGCUUGGCUUUCACCAUCGCUCACGAGUCUGGACACAAUUUUGGGAUGAUCCAUGAUGGUGAGGGGAACCCUUGCCGAAAGACAGAAGGCAACAUCAUGUCUCCCACUCUGGCUGGAAACAAUGGUGUCUUCUCCUGGUCCACCUGCAGCAGACAGUACCUCAGCCGCUUUCUUGGAACAGCCCAGGCAUCCUGUCUGGUGGACGAGCCUAAACAGAUCGGUCAGUACAAGUACCCCGAGCAGCUCCCUGGACAGCUCUAUGACGCAGACACGCAGUGCAAGUGGCAGUUUGGCUCAAAGGCUAAACUGUGCGCCCUUGAUUUUGUAAAGGACAUCUGCAAGUCGCUGUGGUGUCAUCGCACAGGGCACCGCUGUGAGACCAAGUUCAUGCCAGCUGCAGAGGGAACCAGCUGUGGUCCUGACAUGUGGUGUCGAAGGGGUCAGUGUGUUAAAUAUGGGGAGCAUGGUCCUCGGGCGGUCCAUGGGCAGUGGUCAUCGUGGUCUCAGUGGUCCGACUGCUCCAGAACCUGCGGAGGAGGCGUCAUGUACAGGGAGCGCUCCUGCAGCAGCCCAAGGCCACAGAACAAUGGUAAAUUCUGCUCGGGCUCCGGUCGUCUCAACCAGCUGUGCAACACUCGCCCAUGCCCUCUGAAUGCAGUGGACUUCCGGGCGCAGCAGUGCGCUGAGUACAACAGCAAGCCCUUCAGGGGCUGGUACUACAAGUGGAAGCCCUACACGAAAGUGGAUGAUGAAGACAUCUGUAAGUUGUACUGCAUCGCAGAAGACUUUGACUUCUUCUUUGCCAUGUCCAGCAAAGUCAAAGACGGCACCUCCUGCUCAGACCACAAAGGAGACGUCUGCAUCGAUGGAGUGUGUGAGGCAGUAGGCUGCGACCAGAUGCUGGGUUCCAAGGCCUCUCUGGAUGCCUGCGGGGUCUGUAAGGGAGACAACUCUACUUGCAAGUUCUUCAAGGGCCAAUAUGCCCUUCAGCACAGGGCUAAUGAGUAUUACUCCAUGGCAACAAUCCCAGCCGGGGCACGAAGUAUUCACAUUCAGGAAAUGGAGGUCUCAACCAGCUACCUGGCUGUUCGCUCCCUGAAGAGGAAGUACUACCUGACCGGGGACUGGACCGUGGACUGGCCAGGAAAGUUUCACUUCGGUGGGACCGUGUUCGACUACCAGCGCUCCUUCAACAAGCCGGAGAGCCUGUACGCCACUGGACCCACUAAUGAGACGCUGGUGUUUGAAAUCCUUCUGCAAGGGAAGAACCCGGGAGUGGUGUGGGAGUACACGCUGCCUCGCACUGAGAGGAAGCCUGACUACAGCUGGGGUGUGGUGCGCUCCGACUGCUCUGCUCCCUGUGCUGGAGGUCGUAUCUCCACCAAGGCGAUCUGUCUACAGGACCAGAAGGUUCAGGUCAACUCCACCAUGUGUAAUCCUCACACCAGACCCACACUGGGCUCCCAUCUGUGCAACACGCAGCCCUGCCCUGCAUAUUGGGCGACAGGAGACUGGGGUUCCUGCAGCCGCUCAUGUGGGGGAGGUCAGCAGACCAGAACACUGCGCUGCCUGAGGAAGGUGACUUACCAAAGGGAAGAGGUGGUGGCCCACUCCCUCUGUCCUGUCAUCUCUCCCGCUCAGGUCCAGCCCUGCCACACCCAGGCCUGUCCACCAGAGUGGAGUACCGGAUCCUGGUCUCAGUGCUCAAAGAGCUGUGGCCGCGGACUGAGGAAGAGGAGCGUGUUCUGCCGCAGCACUGAUCCCGGGGCCAAAGCGGUGGUGGUGCCUGACAGCAUGUGCAGACAGCAUCACAAACCCAAAGCCCAAGAGACCUGCGUCCUGCGGCGCUGCCCCAAGAACGAAAGGUUACAGUGGACCCCCACUCCCUGGGGAGAGUGCUCCAGGUCCUGUGGCUCAGGCGUCCAGAAAAGAGAGCUGCGCUGCGGGGAGAGAGACUCACAGGGAGGAGGGUUUGUGGAGUUCCCCACACGCAGGUGCAGGAAUAUGGCCAAACCUUUGGUGGAUCUCCAGCAGGGCUGUAACAGAGGUCCCUGCCCACAGCUCCCGCGGGUCGUCCCUGGCAGAACCCCCUCCACUGCUGUGGUCCUGGGCUGGUACUCCUCUCCCUGGCAACAGUGCUCCGUGUCCUGUGGUGGAGGAGUGCAGACUCGGACCAUUCAGUGUCUGCGCCAAGGUCGCCCUGCAGCUGGCUGCCUGCCACAUCAGAGGCCUGUCACAUCCAGGGCGUGCAACACACACUUCUGCCCCCCCGCCGCCCCCCCAGCACCGCCACAACGCACCGGCCGGGUCACGGCUGCUGGACCCACGUCUAAAGAUGAACACUGCAUGGAUCACUUCAGCUGGUGCCACUUGGUUCCCCAGCAUGGAGUUUGUAACCACAAGUUCUACGGACAGCAGUGCUGCAAGUCCUGCUCCAGCAAGAGGCCGUAGACCUCGGAGAACCCCUGAGUCUAUUUAUUCUGACCUCUAAAAAGAAAAAAACAACAACACAGAGGCCAUUGGAGGAUGAUGACUAAAAAACACAAACUGUGUUCAUCACACAGCGUGUUGACUACCUGGAGUAUUUGACCUUGAUGAACUUUGUAAAGGAAGUUAAAGAGCCGAACCGUGGGACUCUUUGUGUUUCGAAAAAAGGCAAUGUGGCUGAAGGAGCUCCUCCUGCCGAAGCUGCCGAGUCAUCAUGUCAUUGAUCGAACUGGAAAUGGAAAGACAAUGCAAAGGAGAGAGCAUCUAAAGACUGGCUGAUGUAAUAUAUAUCUGAUACAUGUUGUCCUUCUGUUUUCCUUUUUCAAACCUCGAAAGCUACAAGCCAUCAAGAGACCAGGAAAAGGACCCUAGUGUUUUUUUUAGCUUGCGUAUAUGUCGUGUUCUUAAAGGUGUCUUGCUUCAUACUCCUUUAUUUAAGUUAUUAUGGUUCCUAAUAUUUGAUUUUACAUUUUGUCAGGUGUACAGCUGAUCUGUGACAUGUUAUGUUUAUGUUUGGAUAUACCACAGGGACAUGCCAGACACCCUUUGGAUCCAUGUUAUGAGAUUGAAAAUGAGGUAUUAAUUACAGUGGUCAAAUAUCCUCUGCACUUUUCCUAUAAAUGACUCUCCGCCUGUUUUGUUUCAUGCUGCUGAAUCCUACACCGGAUAUGUUUUUUUCAUGUGCAUUCCUUUCAUGUCAACAAUAUCAAAACAUGCCUACCUGUGUACGUAAAAAAAAACCCAUUUAAUGCAGUCACAUUGUAAGUGCUCCUUUGUAUCUCUCCUGUAUGAUUAUGGAAUACAACAGGAUCAUCUGUCUGA